Messenger RNA from Clarias gariepinus (North African catfish), 2440 nucleotides. It is a transcript of the gene slc26a6l1, whose product is annotated as solute carrier family 26 member 6, like. Gene Ontology annotation, cellular component: membrane. Gene Ontology annotation, molecular function: chloride transmembrane transporter activity; bicarbonate transmembrane transporter activity; secondary active sulfate transmembrane transporter activity. Gene Ontology annotation, biological process: transmembrane transport. The record is from RefSeq and is a predicted model, not a curated record. The transcript is spliced from 19 exons. The coding region runs from base 1 to 2409 and encodes 802 amino acids. NCBI's taxonomy places the organism in Eukaryota, Metazoa, Chordata, Actinopteri, Siluriformes, Clariidae.
AUGGAUAGAGUGAGGACUAGCUCUGGGUUCUGUGUGGAGAGGGAGAUUCUGGAUGAAGAGAGGCUGGAGGAGCUGGCUAAGAGAUUGGACCCCUUACAAACCCACAUUCCCUUGUCUCAUCGCCUGAAAAACUCUCUUAGGUGUUCUAUUCCCGGACUGAAGCGCAGAGUGGUAGGCUGCUUACCUGUGCUUUACUGGUUACCACAUUAUUCCAUCUGGGACUAUGGCAUGCCAGAUCUCAUCUCUGGGAUCAGUGUGGGCAUCAUGCACUUGCCACAAGGAAUGGCCUAUGCAUUGCUGGCUUCAUUGCCACCAGUGUUCGGACUGUACAGUUCCUUUUAUCCCGCACUCAUUUACUUCUUCUUUGGGUCCUCCAGACACAUUUCUAUAGGCACAUUUACGAUUCUCAGUGUUAUGUUAGGCAGCAUUACAGAGGAACUAGCCCCUGAUGCCAAUUUUCUCAUCGUCAAUGGCACUAAUGUGACCGAGGAGGUGGACGUCACUGCUAGAGAUCUUUAUAGAGUACAAGUUGCUGCAGCUGCUACAGUAUUAGGUGGACUAAUUCAGGUGAUCCUGGGUUUGGCGCAGUUUGGGUUUGUGGGUACGUACCUCUCAGAGCCAUUAGUAAGAGGGUACACCACAGCGGCCUCCGCUCACGCAGUAGUGGCUCAGUUAAAGAACAUCUUGGGAGUGUCUCCGACACGAUUCAGUGGGCCGUUUGCACUGGUGUAUACACUAGUGGACGUGUGUAUGCAGCUGCCUAAUACUCAUCUGCCCACUCUGCUGGUCAGUGUUGUCUCUAUUGUCGUCCUCAUCAUUGCCAAGGAGCUGAACAAUAGAUUCAAAGAGAAACUGCCGGUGCCAAUACCAGUGGAGCUCAUUAUUAUUGUUGCAGGUACCCUGACAUCUUUCCAAACUCAUCUAAAUGAGACCUAUGACAUUUCAGUAGUCGGCGAUAUCCCAAGUGGGCUUCAGCCUCCCAUGAUGCCAAACUACAAAAUCUUUUCUGAUGUGAUAGCCGAUGCUUUUGCUUUGGCCAUUGUGGGAUACGCCAUCUCCAUCUCUUUGGGCAAAACUUUUGCUCUUAAGCAUGGCUACAAAGUGUGCAGCAAUCAGGAAUUGGUGGCUUUAGGUCUCAGUAAUACAGUUGGAGGUUUUUUCCAGUGUUUUUCUGUCUGUGCUUCAAUGUCUCGCAGUUUAAUACAAGAGACCACUGGAGGCAGAACACAGAUGGCAGGAGUGGUUGCAGCUGUGAUAGUGCUGGUGACUACGUUAAAGUUAGGGACGCUGUUUCAGCAGCUGCCCAAGGCGGUGCUGGCUGCUAUUGUGUUUGUGAAUCUGAAAGGCUUGUUCAAGCAGUAUGCUGACAUUGUGACCCUGUGGCAAAGAAACAAGAUCGAUCUGUUGGUGUGGUUGGUGACUUGGGUAUCCACUGUUCUCUUUAAUAUGGAUAUGGGUUUGGCCGCCUCUAUUGGCUUUGCCCUGCUCACUGUUAUCUUUAGAACACAAAGGCCCCGGUACUCUGUCUUGGGCCAUCUUCCUGGUACUGAGCUUUAUUUGGACAUGGAGACACAUCAAAAGGUGAGGGAGGUACCAGGCAUCACCAUAUUCCGCUCUUCAGCUACCAUAUACUUUGCUAAUGCUGAACUUUACCUGGAAGCCCUCGAACAAAAGAGCGGCUUGGACAUUACUAAGAUGAUCACUUAUAAGCGCAGACAGGAGGAGAAGCAGAGAAGAAGAGAGAGGAGGGCAGAACGGAGGGCAAAGCGAGCAGCCAAAAGACAGAAAGAAGCUCUCAGAGCAGCUUCUCAGCGCACCAAAGUGUGCAUCUUUUCGGUUGAGGAAAAGGCAGGCGACUGUAAAGACAUGUCUGGUGAUAUCAUCCCAGAAGAGGAGUGGGGGGAAAGGGAAAACGGCACAGUGUUUGUCAUGCCUGAGACCCCACGGAACAGUUGGGUGUAUCUGAAGGGCACUGAUCCUGACACCACCACACUAGGGUCCAUGUCAGAUCUGCAGGAUGGGGACAUCACGACACUGGAAUCCAGCAGUGAGGAUACGCUCAGCAGGGAUCUGGAAAGAGUUUCCCUGGGAUCGCUGGGAAAAUGGACCUGGAAUAUCCACUCCAUCAUCCUAGACCUUUCUCCAGCCAACUUUAUCGACACUGUGGCCAUGAAGACCCUAAGAAGUAUAUUCCAUGACUUUGGAGAGAUUGAUGUCCAUGUUUAUAUCGCCGGCUGUCAAGAUGCCGUGGUGGAGCAGCUGGAGCAAGGUGGCUUUUUCACUGACAUUUCCAAACAGUGUCUCUUCACAACUGUGCACGAUGCUGUGCUCUACUGCCUCAAGCACCAUGGUGCAGCAAUUCUGCCGAGUGAUGAGACACCAGUGUGUAUGGGCAGCACCAGAUUCUGAGACAUUAAUUACAGUAAAGUACAUCUGCAGC